AUGAAAGGAGAGAAGUUGUUCAUGUCCAUGAUACUAAUGUCAGUGCUGAGUUUACUGACACUGCAGACAUCGUAUGGAGAGCACUUGGCAGAGGAGUCCUGCACUGUUCAGAUCCUGGUCCCUGGACUCAAAGGAGAACCAGGAGAGAAAGGACAAAAAGGAGCGCCGGGGAGACCUGGAAGAGUUGGCCCUCCUGGAGAGAUUGGUAAACCUGGGCUUAAAGGUCAGAAAGGCAUAGCGGGACGUUAUGGAAAAGUGGGCCCAAGCGGAAUGAAAGGGGUGAAGGGAGACAUGGGGGACCCAGGUCCAAGGGGUCCUAAUGGAGAUCCAGGUGUUCCAUGUGAGUGCACACCAAUGAGAAAGAUGAUUGGAGAAAUGGACAUUCUUGUGGCCCAGCUCUCCUCUGAGCUGAAAUUCAUUAAAAAUGCUGUUGCUGGCAUAAAAGAGACAGACAGUAAGGUCUAUCUGUUGGUGAAGGAGGAGAAGCGCUACUCCGACGCGGAGGUGUACUGUCAGACGAGGGGAGGGCACCUGGCCAUGCCCAAGGAUGAGGGAGCCAACACGGCCAUCGCGGGGUACAUAACCGAAGCAGGCCUGAGCAGAGUCUACAUCGGCGUGAACGACCUGCACCGCGAGGGCGUUUUCACCUACGUGGAUCUCUCUCCCAUGACCACUUUCAGCAAGUGGAGAAAAGGAGAGCCCAACAACGCCUACGAUGAUGAGGACUGUGCUGAGAUGGUGGCCUCCGGGGAGUGGACGGAUGUGGCGUGCCACCCUACCAUGUACUUUGUUUGUGAAUUUGACAAAGACGGUGUCUGA
Chelmon rostratus (copperband butterflyfish) is the source of this 819-nucleotide messenger RNA. It is a transcript of the gene colec11, whose product is annotated as collectin sub-family member 11. Lineage: Eukaryota; Metazoa; Chordata; Actinopteri; Chaetodontiformes; Chaetodontidae. The record is from RefSeq and is a predicted model, not a curated record. The coding region runs from base 1 to 819 and encodes 272 amino acids. The transcript has 6 exons.